AUGAGCAUUCUGCGACCGGUAUCGAAGUUUGGAUACGCCGGGGCUCCUUGGUUCUAUGAUACUCGUAAUAGUUUCUUGAAAGAAACGGUCAGCCUCGCAGGUCCCGGUCCAAAGUUAGGGUUCCGAAAAAUUCCCGCGAUUUAUGACGACCCGAGUAUCCUACCGACUGCGCCAAUUAUAACGGCUGAGUCGAGAAUGAGACGCGAUGAUUCUGUAAAGAGUAUAACCAAGUUUUCCCCGGGCCGGCGCAGCGAGCAACGCCCGGCGCUCACUCUAGGCUUACGGCAGAAUUCUCUGACUAUCAGCACACUUGCACAGCAAGCCGCCUAUCUAGCUGAAAAGGCGAGGAAAACAGACGCUGGGGAUCCUAAUGAACAAGCGAAUGCUAGCUCAUUUUUAAGACUAUUUAGAUUUGCGAAACCAUGGGAACUAUUAGUGCUGCUCUUGGGCUUGAUCUUCGCAUCGCUAAAUGGGCUGAUGGUGCCAGCUGGUGUGAUCAUCUACGGCGAAUUUACAUCCCUUCUUAUAGAACGCACCAUUAUGUCUGGUACAUCCACUCCAGUACUUUGCAUCGGCUGGUUUGGUGGUGGGAGACAACUAACAAACGCGUCGGCCGAAGAGAACCGUCUAGCACUAAUUGAGGAUUCAAGAGCAUUUGGGAUCGGUUGCUCAGCGUUCUCAGUGAUACAAUUCAUUGUUGGUGCUCUGAGCGUCGAUCUGUUUAAUUACACCGCACUAAAACAGAUAAAUAGAUUGAAAGAACGAUUCCUGAAAGCUAUAAUUAGACAAGACAUCACGUGGUACGAUCUAAACCAGACUAUGAAUUUUGCUACUAAGGUGUCAGAUGACGUGGAGAAGUACCGUGAAGGUAUAAGCGAAAAGGUGCCUAUGCUUGUCUACUUGGUGAUGUCGUUUGUGACUGCUGUCAUCAUAUCGUUCGCGUACGGUUGGGAGUUGACUUUAGUCAUAUUGUCCUGUGCACCUAUUAUUAUAGCCACUACCGCUGUGGUUGCUAAGAUCCAAUCAUCCUUGACGACACAAGAACUUAAAGCUUACAGUGUUGCGGGAGUUAUUGCAGAGGAAGUCUUAUCUUCUAUUCGCACGGUCGUCGCUUUUGGCGGAGAAGAGAAGGAAAUAGCGAGGUACUCCAAACGAUUAGAACCAGCUAAAAAAAUGGGAAUACGCAAAGGUAUAUUCUCUGGUAUUGGCAGCGGUAUAAUGUGGCUCAUUAUCUACGCCACGUACGCACUCUCCUUUUGGUACGGAGUCGGUUUGAUCUUGGAUAGCAGACACGAACAAAACCCAGUGUAUACACCUGGCGUACUGAUGAUCAUAUUCUUCAGCGUCCUUCAAGGAGCUCAAAACGUGGGUCUUACAGCGCCUCACUUAGAAGCCUUGGCAAACGCAAGAGCGUCCGCUGGUUCCAUAUUCGCGGUGUUGGAUAGAAAACCAACCAUAGAUAGUCUUUCGACUGAAGGUAGUCGGCCUGAGCUCAGCGGUGAUCUUGAGUUGAAAGACGUUCAUUUUAAAUACCCUGCGCGGGCGGAUGUUAAGGUUCUGAAUGGUUUGAAUCUAAAAAUCAACCGAAAUGAGACGGUAGCGUUGGUCGGUUCAAGUGGGAGCGGCAAGUCGACGGUCCUGCAACUUCUGCAGCGCAUGUAUGACCCGGAGUCAGGUUCUGUAACGGCAUCUGGACACGACCUGCGUGAUAUUAACGUGCGACACUAUCGGAAUCACAUCGCCGUUGUGGGACAGGAGCCAGUUCUUUUCGCUGGUUCCAUUAAGGAAAAUAUUCGUCUGAGCAAUCCAUCAUGCACAGAUGAAGAAAUAAUCAUUGCAGCGAAGCAAGCCUACUGCCACAAUUUCAUUAAGAAUUUACCUGACGGUUAUGACACAAUGAUUGGAGAACGAGGUGCCCAGUUAUCUGGUGGCCAGAAACAACGGAUAGCCAUCGCUCGCGCUCUGGUUAGACGUCCUAAGAUCCUCAUUUUGGAUGAAGCCACUUCCGCCCUGGAUUCGCACAGUGAGGCCAAGGUACAGCGGGCUCUAGACUCCGCUGCUCAUGGGCGGACCACCAUCAUGGUGAGCCACAGGUUAGCCACAGUAUUAAACGCAAACCGUAUCGUAUUUAUCGAAAAGGGUGAAGUAAUCGAAGAAGGAACUCACGAAGAACUUCUGGAGUUAAAGGGUCAUUAUUAUCAGUUGGUCCUUCAGAAUGAACCAAGUAUAGCUCCAAAUACUACUACUACUGAAGAGGGUAAAGAUAAACCAGCCGCUAACUUUGAUCCCACCGCAGAUGCAAAGUUUCGUAGAGCGAAACUUCAGAAACUGGAAUCUGUUGAUUCCAUCAAGAGUUCUUCGGCUGAGGAAGAUGAAACAGUUUCUGAGAACAGCGUAGUUUUGGAUGAAGAGAAACCUGGAGAAUUUGAACCGACCACCUGGCAGAUAUUAAAGUUGUGCGAACCUGAGAAGUGGUUGAUGUUGAUAGGUAUUGGCGCCGCGAUCGCUGUUGGCUCCUCCUUCCCCUGCUUUGCGGUGCUUUUCGGUGAAACAUACGGUUUAUUGGAGAGCAAAGACGAAGACUACGUUCGUUCGGGUACCAACCUGAUUGCGGUGCUGUUUCUACUGGUGGGAGUGUACACCGGCAUCGGUAUAUUCUUCCAAAUAUUCAUAUUCAAUUUGACUGGCGUUAGGCUCACAGAACGGCUGAGGAUCGGGGCGUUCAGAGCUAUGCUCCGUCAAGAGAUGGGUUGGUAUGAUAACCCCGUGAACGGAAUAGGUGCGCUUUGCAGUCGUCUCGCUGCUGAUGCUGCUGCUGUGCAGGGGGCUACAGGAACUCGUAUCGGUGCAUUAAUGCAGGCAUCAGCUACUAUAUUCAUUGGAAUCAGCCUCUCCAUGUACUACACUUGGCAAAUGACGCUGGUCUCCCUGGUCUCCGUGCCAAUGGUGAUUGGUGCUGUUGUCUUGGAGAGCAGAAUCCUCGCUGAAGGCAUAGCCACUGUGCGAGAGGCUUCGAACAGAGCGAAUACGAUCGCUACGGAAGCGAUUACCAACAUACGAACCGUUUCCGCCUUUUGUGGAGAAGAAGGCGUGCUAAACCGAUACCGCGAAGCUGGUGCCAGUGCUCACCAAGCUGCACGUAACAGCAUGCGUUGGCGCGGCGUGGUCUUCUCUUUCGGCCAGACAGCCCCAGUAGCUGGUUACGCCCUGUCGUUGUGGUACGGAGGAGUACUAGUCGCCAACAAGGAGGUGCCUUAUAAGGAUGUAAUUAAAGUAUCGGAAGCUCUCGUCUUCGGCGCGUGGAUGAUGGGUCAGGCGUUAGCGUUUGCGCCUAAUUUUGGAGCUGCUGUUUUAGCAGCUGGUAGAGUCAUGACGCUGCUUGAGAGGAGAACUGCUAUCGAGAGCACGCAUGCACCAUCUGUCCCGGAACAUUAUGUAGCGAAGGGCAAAAUCCAAUACAAGAACAUCAAGUUUCGCUAUCCCACUCGCCGCGAAGUGGAAGUUCUUCGCGGUCUGUCUCUCGUCAUACCCAGUGGGAAGCGUGUGGCGCUGGUGGGGCCAAGUGGGUGUGGAAAGUCGACGCUGAUGCAGCUGCUCCAGAGAUUGUACGAUCCGGAUGAUGGCACUGUCUUCUUAGACGACUACAGUAUAGUAAGCGACAUGCGACUAUCGACUUUACGCGGCAACCUCGGUAUAGUGUCACAAGAGCCAGUUUUGUUUGAUCGCACUAUAGCUGAGAACAUCGCGUACGGAGAUAACACGAGAUCGGUGCCGAUUGAGGAGAUUGUCUCCGCUGCUAAGGCUGCGAAUGUGCAUACUUUUAUUGCUGCUUUACCAACGGGUUAUGAUACUAGGAUCGGCGCACGCGCAUCCCAGCUUUCUGGAGGACAGAAACAGCGCAUAGCAAUCGCUCGGGCGCUUAUUCGAAACCCAAGGGUAUUAUUGCUUGACGAGGCGACAUCAGCCCUUGAUACUCACAGCGAAAAGGUGGUUCAAGAAGCGCUAGACAGAGCUAGCGAAGGCCGAACAUGCCUCAUAAUAGCCCACAGACUAGCCACGAUCCAGAACGCAGACAUGAUUUGUGUGAUCGACCGAGGAGUUGUCUCCGAGAUGGGUACGCACCAAGAGCUGAUAGCUCUGAAGAGGAUAUACGCUCGAUUAUACGAGUUACAGUGCGGCUUUGUUGAAGAGAGCGAAGAGAAUUUAGAUUCGCAAACCUAA
Leptosia nina is the source of this 4221-nucleotide messenger RNA. The record is from the annotation of a GenBank genome assembly. NCBI's taxonomy places the organism in Eukaryota, Metazoa, Arthropoda, Insecta, Lepidoptera, Pieridae.